CAAACAAACAUGGCGGCGCCCAUCAGCGUGUGUAUGUGACAGGACGAAGCUUUAGUUCAGCCACUUGUGGUCGUUGUUGACAGUCAGUAUUUGAUGUAUUAGUAUCUUUGUGGAUGUGAGCAGUUUUUUUGUGAAACAUGAACCUGAAUCUCCCAAGACUCUGUAACAGAUUAUGUCUAACUGUGUCUCAGACACGUCCACUUCACAUAAGUGGUGCAGGGCAGCAGCUGGAUAAGACAGCGGUGGCUGUAGAUUCUGAUGCGUCACAUCACUUCUCCAUAUUCAGGACCUCAGAGAAUGAUCCGGCCUGCCAUACAGAGCAUCAUGCUGGUCAGUACUACACUCUUCCUUCUGCGCAGGGCCGCACAUUGUUUCCUCAUGGGUUGCCCUCUCGCUUCCAGAUGCAGAUAAAGACGUUCAAUGAAGCUGGUGUUAUGGUGAGACAGCCAGCACUGGAGCUUAUCUCUUAUUUGAAACGAGCUGACUAUAGCAAACCUGCCCUGCGCUACCUGCUCUAUGGGGAGACCGGCUGUGGAAAAACAAUGUCUCUGUGCCAUGCACUGCAUUUCUGCUUCACUCAAGGCUGGUUGGUUCUGCACAUACCAGAUGCUCACUUGUGGGUUAAAAACUGUAGCGAGCUGCUACCCUCGUCAUCCCGCCCAGGUCGCUUUGAUCAGCCAAUCCAGGCCUCCCAAUGGUUGAAGAAUUUUAAAAUCACUAAUGAACAAUUUCUGUCAAAGAUAAAGACAACAAAGCGGUAUAUGUGGACCAAGCGAGAGAGCACAGAGGAAGGACGGCCUUUAGCAGAACUAGUUAAUCAGGGUGUGACUCGCGUCAAGAGCAGCAGUGAUGUGGUAGGUGCGUUACUGCGUGAGCUGAGGCUGCAGGCUGAAAGUGCUACAAAGGGAGCUUUCAGAAUGGCUGUGGCUGUAGAUGGAGUCAAUGCUCUGUGGGGCAGAACAACUCUGAAGAAGGAGGACAAAAGCGAGGUUGCUGCAGAAGAGCUAACACUUAUUCACAACCUGAGGAAAAUGCUAAGAAACGACUGGAGUGGGGGAGCCAUUCUCACAACGCUGUCUCAGACAGGGUCUCUGUACACAUCUCGCUCAGCUUACCUUCCAACAGAGCUCCUGGGAGAGGUGGGAUUUGAUAAGAUGGACCCAUUUGUGCCAAUCCCAGUUUCAAAGUACAAUGAUCAGGAGUUUGAAAGCUGCUAUCUGUAUUACAUGGAUCGUAACUGGCUGCAGCAUCCACACAGUCGAACAGAAGAAGGAAAGAAAGAACUUAUUUUUCUCAGCAACAGGAAUCCGUCCAUCUUUGAAAGACUGAGCGCCUUCCUGUGAUAAAUGUUACCUUCCUUUCGUGUUCUCUUUCCCUGCCUCUGUCUGUGUAAAAUGAUCCAUGAUACAUUUAGCAUAUGUCACUGAUGUCUUUAAUAAUAAAAAGCCUUUGAAGGAAAA
Clarias gariepinus (North African catfish) is the source of this 1460-nucleotide messenger RNA. RefSeq names its product death associated protein 3 (gene dap3). Lineage: Eukaryota; Metazoa; Chordata; Actinopteri; Siluriformes; Clariidae. Gene Ontology annotation, cellular component: mitochondrial small ribosomal subunit; mitochondrial ribosome. Gene Ontology annotation, biological process: apoptotic process. Gene Ontology annotation, molecular function: structural constituent of ribosome. The record is from RefSeq and is a predicted model, not a curated record. The transcript is spliced from 13 exons. The coding region runs from base 138 to 1343 and encodes 401 amino acids.